AACCCACGUUUCAGUCCGUCGCGUGUGUUGCUACGGCUCGUAUUGUGCACCUUUCUCCGCCACCGCCGCCGCCGCCGCCGCCACCGCAGUGCUCUCUCGGUACUCUCGGAAGAUCUUUCUCUCUCUCUCUUUCUCUCUUUCACGGGGCGGGGAGGAUAAUGCCGUGAUGCCGUGACGCCGUGAGAGGAGCGCACGCGAGAGUCACGCGUACACAUACGUGACGAGAGGAGGAGAGGAGGACCGGGGCGGUGGUGCGCGAGUCCCACGCGAUCGUGGCCCGCCGAGGGGGCGAGAUGACGUCUCGACGGAGCGCCGCGCGACCUCGUCGCUCGUCGCGGAUCGCCGCUCCUCGCGCGUAAACCUAAAUUCCCGCUCUCGUGAAAUUCCCGUCCGGCCGCGACGUCGAUAUCGGAUCUCGUCCGCGCGUCCCCAAUCACCAAAUUCACUCCUCCCCUCUCCCACCUCCCCCGAAGCGUCAAACGGCGAGACAACGCGAGACACGGCGGUCCGACGAAACUCGCGGAAACUCCGAAUUUCCACGUAGCGCAAAGUGAAACUCGUCCCGCGGGACGAAAGUCGCGGAAUUCCGAGAUUGGAAUUUAAAUUCUUCACGGCGGAGAGAAAUCGUCGUCGAGACGAGAACCGCGCGAACCGAAGGAUGCACGUGAUCCUAUUUAACGCUACAUUCGAUCAGAAUAUGUCGCGCAAGUCUUUAAAAGGCAAACGAGGGGAAAAGGUCGAGCACGCUGCAGCGACUACACCGCUCCGCUGAUGGCCGAGAGAUGACUAUGCUCUCGCUGGCGAGGGAGAGAGAGAGAGAAUGAGAGAAAGAAAGAGGGAGGGAGAGAGAACGAUCAGCCUAUUAUCAGCCAGCUUCGUAAAUGAAGCGAGAUUGAUCGGAUAAAAAUAACCGGCGCGCGGCACAAAAAAAAACCCUGAGAGGGAUCACGUGGCGGGAAUGCGCGCGAGGUGCACUUUGCGGCGGCGGCGACUACUACGCGAUCGUCAAGACCGUGCGUGGAACCCCGUGGGCUGACUUCCGGUCCGGCAAGGGCUUCCGCCGCCGCGCCGCGCCGCUCCGGAUAUGCACGCGGGGAUUGCGCCGCUGAGUGAUGACGAUUGGCGAGCGAAUUGUCCGUAACAAGACUGGAUAAUGACGGAUUCCCCGACACCGUCGACCAGCAGACAUCACGAGGACAAAUGCGAAAAGCACGAGAGAUCCGAUAAGUCGGUGUUACUGCAUAUCCAGGACAUAAACAGCCAGGUAGCGCAGUUCCGCGAUUUGCUAAUUAACAUCGGGCAGCCGCGCGACUGUCCGGAGCUGCGCGAAAAAAUACGGAAGCUGCGCCGUAGCUGCGUGGAGGCCUGCAAGAGCACAUCUCAACUGGUACUGCCGCACGUGCAAAGCGCCAUGGACGUCGGAAUACCAGUCGACAGUCCGAAUCUGGUGCUGCUGUUUUACGUGGUGCAACUGUUCUUACGCGAGCUGCACAAGAGUAAAAACCUCAUACAAAUCAUACCCAUGGACAUGUCCGGAUAUUACGAGAACCGCGCCGGUCCCUCGUAUAUCGGCAAUGUGGUCUCGCAGAUCCUCCUGUGCAAACAGAUUAGGCCGGACUUCAACGAGGAGGAGCUCUGCAGCAUCCGAAAGGACUCGGAAGAGAUCGGCCAGCUGAUAGCGGAGCUGCAAGAAUUUAUGCCCCAAUCCGAGGCUGACACGGAGAAAACCGUGGCCCUUCACAACCCUGGGAACAAAAUCAAUCGGAACAACGGAACACGGAGGAUGCACCGAUGGAGCAGCAACAGAGACCGGCAAUCGUCCUACUUCCGCAACGGUUUCAGAUUUCUGUGCUGCGCCGCGAGCACUAAUUACGUUUAACGUAACAUAUAUAACUCAUCCCGAUUCAUUAAAACGUUAAUAUAGUUCCGAUUAUGUGAAUAAUUAAUCCGCAUUGAUAUUUUCAGCAGUGAUUUCAACGCUAAAACUCCCUAAAAUAAAGCUAACCGGAAUCGACGGCGCUUCGGCUCGUAAACGAAUCGCGGCGUGGGAAGUCGCGUUUAUGAAGUACCCAGAGAAAGGCGUAGUUAAUAGUUUAGCGAUUUAUUUUCGAGGUGAACUCAAACUCCCGUCACUUUCGACGAAACUUUAAUAUCGCGCCCUCCUUCAUCUACCGUAAUUUCUCAACUAGUUUCCGCAUCAUUAAUACACGUCUCUCUUGGGACACUCUUUAUGAAAGACAACGGAUAAAGAACGUCGCAACGAUAAAGUCGGGAGAUAUAUACUUCGAGGCCUAACCGAAAGGCCUAAACUUGUCCCGCUUGGAGAAAGAGAGAGAGAGAGAAAAAAAAAAGAGAGAGAGAGAGAUCUUUGAAGCAAACUUUUAACGCACGUGCAGCCGGUGACAAUCAAAGUAGAAGCGCUCGGUAAUUAUUAACAAAUCGCGUCGCGACGGACUACACGGGCAAGCAGAUGACGGGGGCGGAUGAGGGAAAAAAAAGGAGAAGGCAUCUUAGCACUCUUUUACGUCUCUCAGCAAGAAUUCUAGUGGCACUCGAUACUGCUCCCAUUUUUUCGGACGUCCUUCUUAUAGUCUCUCUCCUAAGAACUCGCUCUGCCCCAUUAAAUUUUCAAGUCGCGGAGACAAAAGGGCAGCCGUUGUCGAGAAGCCCUUUAUUCAAGUCCACUCCACGAUCGUUUCAUCAAUCCCGCGUGGUAUGAUUGCUCGGAUAUCUAACUUAAACUUCUCCCAAAUCGUAUUUCUUACACCCAGAAAAAUAUCAUUCUCAUGCUAAGAAAAGCGAUUACUCAAGUUUUGUUGUUUUCUACUCCUAAAUGACGAUUAUCUUUACAAACAAUAUUCUCUUGAUAAUAAUCUUAAAAUACAUUCGUUCACUUGAAGCAAGUAAUAUUGACGGAAAAUCAAGUUCACACGAAGCGUACACACGAAAAAAACAUAAACUGUAAAUUACUUGAAUUAAAUAAUGGUUUUUAAAAAUAUUUUUUAGUUCACAUUUCCGCAAAUCUAGUUCAUAAGUAUCAAAUUUAUUUAAAAUAUAUUCUCGGAAUCCUAGUAAUGUAAUAUUACAAAAAUAUUAAAUUAAAACAAAAAUUCGAGAUUUGCUCAUUACUCUGAUUUUUCUCCGAUAAAAUUUUACAAUAUUAUGCGAAACAGUAUAAAUUCUUUAUUAUGAGUAUAUUUUAACACAGUUAAGAAAGAGACAAUUAACACAGUUAAGAAAGAGAGAGAGGGAGAGAGAGAAUAUUAUUUGUUAAAGAUAACUUAUUACUUGCUAGAAAAAAAGUGAAUUAGAUAAUCACUCUUCUUGGCAAUAGAAUCGAAUAUUAUUCUGUGUAUACGAUAACGAAUUCUCUCAGUUUGUCGCGUUUAGAUCUGUCGUUCGUGUCAAAUUUAAUAAUCGAGGAUCUUCGACAAAGGUAAUCGCACGUAAUCAAAACUAGCUUGUAAUCUCCGUUUCCGGGGGGGGGGGGGAGGGGGAGGUCCCAAAAUUCCCCCGAACGGAAAUCUAGACGAACGCAUUUUCGAAUAUAUUAUCAGAGUAAAUCGCGUCUGUGUCGUGUCAAAGCGAGUAGAUUGUACGUUGUGGAGCAAUUAUAAUAUCCUAGCGUAUUUACAAGUGAGUGGACCAACCUCGAUCUAUUUAUAAUGCGCGACGGGCGCGCACGCAUUGUAGCUCUAGGUACGCGCGUUUCGCAUCUCGCGUAUAUAUAUGUAUAUAUAGAGAUUGUCUCUCUCUACAAAGCAAUACGUAGGAGUAUACAUGCGGAGCAACAUUGCGCAACUAAGUUAUAUAUAUAUAUAACUUAGUUGCGCACAGCCGUUCAUACAUUUCUCUCGCAUGAAAUGUACAGCUGGAAGCACAGCCGUUACCUUGUGACUUUAACCCUAAACAGUAUCGUUAUUCAAUAAAAAUAAAAUAGAGACGAGGGGUAAGACGCCUAUUCAGCUUUAACGAUCAGUUUUGUUCCGGAAGGUUCCCAAGUAGCGCAUGCUGCUUGAUCCUCGCAUAACGGUACCUCCUAAACGGUUGUAAAACACCGAAUGCGUUUAGGAAACGUGGUACGCAAAACGUGCUCUGGACCAGCGCGCGCUACGCCCGGGAGCUUAAAUUGGGAGCAAUAAUUCGCGCUUUAAUUCGAAAUGGCAAAUCUAGAUAUCGCGAUGCAAAAGGGAUAUUUUUGUAUUUCCACGCAAAUAGAACGUUACUGUUUCGGGUUAAUAGCGAUGCUGCUGGAUGCGAGCCGGCCGGCGGGCGUCUGUGAACUGUGAAGAAAGAACAAAAAAAAAAAGGGAAGAGGAAGAGAGAUCGAUACUAUGGGAGCGUCAAACAACCGUAUACAUUUACGACCGCAAUAAUAUAAUGUAAAAAAAAAAGGAUAACGAGAUAUUUUGUUACUUUCCCUUUUUAUCUGAAAUAUUCCGACAUACUUUUUAAAAAAAAAACGACUGCACACCUUUGAGUCUCUCCCGGUGUUAAUUGUUAUUACGUUUCACCAAGGGAUCCAUACGUGAUAUCUCGAACGUUCCAUAGUAACUCGAUUGAGCUGUUACGUAUGCAAAUUAGACGUAAGAUCGUACUCGUGUACGCGCAACAGGAGAGAGUGACUAUUUUAUAUGAGCGUUGCGCGGAAAGAGAGGCGGAAAAGUGACGGCAGGGCGCUCGCGGAGGAAUGACCACGUCCUGUUUCUUCUCCUAUUCCAAGCGACGCGAGAUUACGUACGUUCGAUUAAAAAUUACACAUAUCAAUCGUGAUCGAGGCCGAGGAGAAACAAAAGAGGAAGAGGCGUCCCCGGCGAACAUUUUUCUUAGGACCCUUCAUGCAAUUAUUUCCGCGUAGAUUUUGGAUCUGUUCUGUAAUUUUGUGUCCUCUUCUCGGAAACUCUCUCGGAUUCUUUCUUUUUUUUUUUUUUAAAUACAAAUUGAAUCGCUUUUCAGAAGUGCUGAGGAAGUCUGCAGUCUCUUCCGGAAUCCCUUAUAUUAUGUAAAUUUCUCUGAAAUAUUUUAAGACUUCUAAGACUUCUCGUUCUAUAAUGUCCGAAGAGAAUUUAAGAAUAAGAUCCCCGACGAGGUUUAGGAUAAUUUUUUCAGAAAUCCCGAUGAAUUUAAAAUAUAAGAAAUUCUUAAAAAAAAAAAACGUCGAGAAGAAACAUUAUGAGAAUUAUUUUCGCCGGGGACAAUCGGCAACCCGAUCGAGUCGUUUACCUAAUAAUCGCUAGCCUCGGGAUGUCGGAGUUGUGCGUGGAAUUAACGAUCAAUUCGAAUCGUUCCUUCACUUUUCGAGAGGUGACCGUCGGCAUCGUCCGGAUCCGCCUCCGGCAAGACGAUCGCCGCCUCUCGAAUUGGCGACUCGAUUUAUCUCUCUCUGCGUUCCUUUAGCGUCCUAUCGCGGGUAAAAAGGGGACCGAAACUACUACUAUAAAUAUAUAUUUCACUUCGUCGAAUUUUACGUUGAGGGAACACUAUUGAAGAAGAGGAAGAAGAAAAAAAAAAGAAAGAUAUUAGCGCUGAUAUUGUCGUAUUUUUAGGCGAUAGAGAAGAGGAAAAAGUAUGAGCGCGGUUAGGAGCCGACUCGGGCUCGUAAAAUGGCGCAAAUAGCGAAAUCAAAUUAAGAUGAAAUAUAAUGUAUCACGUUGACGAAAUAAAUUUGACUCGUUCGAAACGAA
Molecule: messenger RNA, 5684 nt
Organism: Monomorium pharaonis (pharaoh ant)
Lineage: Eukaryota; Metazoa; Arthropoda; Insecta; Hymenoptera; Formicidae
Gene: dcma
Exons: 5
Coding region: 1154-1879 (241 amino acids)
Biological process (GO): G protein-coupled receptor signaling pathway
Cellular component (GO): neuron projection; membrane
Source: RefSeq, a predicted model, not a curated record